Molecule: messenger RNA, 540 nt
Organism: Symbiodinium necroappetens
Lineage: Eukaryota; Dinophyceae; Suessiales; Symbiodiniaceae
Source: the annotation of a GenBank genome assembly
AUGACAAUGGCCCGGACCAUCAAGCUGUACAAGGUGCCAGAAAGCUGCCAGCUCUCCGGCAUGCGAGAGAUGAAGAAAGACGACGUGCCACGAGUCCAUGGAUUGGUGUCCAAUUACUUGAAGAAGUUUCAACUUCACCCGGAGCUUUCACCGGCAGAGGUUGAGCAUUGGAUGCUGCCACGGCCAGGCGUCGUCUACUGUUACGUCCGUGAGAACGAGAAGGGCGAGGUCACCGAUGUGUGCUCCUUCUACAACCUGCCAUCAUCCAUUUUAGGCCAUGAGAAGCACACCAUCCUCAAGGCAGCUUAUUCCUAUUGGAACGUGGCGACCACCGUGCCCUUGCAGGACUUGAUGUAUGAUGCCCUCAUCUUGGCCAAGCAGCAGGACUUCGACGUGUUCAAUGCGCUGGAUGUCAUGGAGAACGAAAGCUUUCUCAAGGACCUCAAGUUUGGCAUCGGGGAUGGCUAUCUGCAAUAUUACCUCUACAACUGGAAGUGCCCGAAAAUUGAGCCGGGAAACAUGGGCCUAGUGUUGCUCUAG